AGAAAUGGCUUUUUGAAAGAAUUUCAGCUGUUGUGCUCAGAUAGCCAGUGUUACCAUCUGUUUGCAAUAGUCGCUAUUAAUAAUUCGGUAUUCAUAUCAUCAGCUCGUACACAUGCAAGAAAUGUUACAAAUGCAGUUUAGCAGUGCUUUGUUAGCUGCUCAUCAAGCAUUUGUGGUAUCCAACAUUAGAGAUGAAGAAGACGUGAUUGCAGGUGUUGUCGGAUGCAGACAGGUGUUGUGAUCAGGAGCAGUAGGCAGGACUGGACAGUGGACACCCAUGGACACCUGGACACCCAAUCCAAGAGCCAAACCCUUCAUCCCCCGCCAGCAGCGCAGCCUCUACCUAACAUGGAAAUACAGACUCACCAACAAAAGAACAAUGCGACGAAUCUGCCAGGCCAGUGCUGUCCUGUUUCUACUGAUCACAGUGAUUGUGAAUAUCAAACUCAUUCUUGACACAAGGAGAGUUGCCAGUGAGGAGGAUGCUGUUCAAGAAUAUGAUGAUGCCCUGCCUAACAUGGAAACCCCACGCAGGCCAGCCAGUGGGAGGAAGGUUUUGGAUAUUGAGGUGUACUCUAGUCGCUCUAAAGUGUAUGUGGCAGUGGAUGGCACCACUGUGCUGGAGGAUGAGAUGAGGGAGCAGGGCAGAGGCAUACAUGUUAUAGUUUUAAAUCAGGCCACUGGUCAUGUUAUGGCCAAAAGAGUGUUUGAUACUUAUUCUCCCCAUGAGGAUGAAGCCAUGAUCCUCUUCCUCAACAUGGUCACACGUGGCAGAAUCCUCAUCUUCACUAUUAAGGAUGAGGGGACUUUCCACUUGAAGGAUUCUGCGAAGAAUCUUCUCAAAGGUUUGGGAAGUCAGGCAGCAGUUACCUUAGGCUGGAGGGAUAUGUGGACUCAGGUUGUGAAGAAGGGAGGUCAAGUUUAUGGGGAGAAGCACUCCAAGUCUCCUGCUCUGUCCACAUGGGGUGAUCCUGUGCUGCUGAAGACUGAGGUCCAGCUGACAGCUUCUGAAGAGGCUGAGUGCCCUUGGGCAGACACAGAGCUGAACCGCCGGAGGAAACUUUUCUGCAGUAAAGUGGAAGGAUAUGGGAGCAUUUGUAGUUGCAAAGAUCCAGCCCCUAUAGAGUUUAAUCCUGACCCACUGCCUAACAACAAUGUCUACAGCAUCCCAGUAGCUGUUAUAGCUGGAAAUAGACCAAACUAUCUCUAUAGAAUGCUGCGCUCUCUUCUUUCCUCCCAUGGUGUCAAUCCACAAAUGAUCACUGUUUUCAUCGAUGGAUACUAUGAGGAACCUAUGGAUGUGGUGGAUCUCUUCGGUCUUAAAGGAGUUCAGCAUACCCCUAUCAGUAUUAAGAACGCUAGAGUGUCACAGCACUACAAAGCCAGCUUGACUGCAACCUUUAAUCUGCAUCCAGAUGCAGAUUUUGCCAUUGUCCUGGAGGAGGACCUGGACAUUUCCAUAGAUUUUUUCAGCUUUCUCAGUCAGACCAUCCAUUUGUUGCGUGAGGAUGACAGUCUGUACUGUAUCUCAGCGUGGAAUGACCAAGGCUACGAGCACACGGCAGAGGACCCAUCUUUGUUGUACAGAGUGGAAAGUAUGCCUGGCCUUGGCUGGGUGCUUAAAAAAAGCCUUUACAAGGAUGAACUGGAGCCCAAAUGGCCAACUCCAGAGAAGCUAUGGGACUGGGACAUGUGGAUGCGGAUGCCAGAACAGAGGAAGGGGAGAGAGUGUGUCAUUCCUGAUGUCUCCCGCUCUUAUCACUUUGGCAUCAUUGGCUUAAAUAUGAAUGGUUACUUCCAUGAAGUUUACUUUAAAAAGCACAAGUUCAACACUAUUCCGAAUGUUCAGAUGAAAAAUGUAGAUAGCUUGAAGAAAGAUGCUUAUGAGAUUGAAAUCCAAAACCUACUCCGUGAGGCUGAGGUUCUGGACCACAGUAAAAACCCAUGUGAAGACUCAUUUAUCCCAGACACUGAGGGAAAGACCUUUGUAAUGUUCAUCAAAAUGGAGCAAGAGACAGAUACAAACACCUGGACAGAACUGGCAAAAUGCCUGCACGUGUGGGACCUGGAUGUACGAGGUUAUCACAAAGGACUCUGGAGGCUCUUCAGAAAGAAGAACCAUGUCCUGGUAGUUGCUGUUCCAAUCUCCCCGUACUCUGUUAAGAAGCCCAAUAAUGUCACUCCCAUUCACCUGGAGCCAGCACCUAAAGAGGAGGGACCUCCUGUGGAACAGAUUUAAAACACUGCUAAUCCCACCCAAAGGGCCUUUCCUAACCACUAACAGACAAAGGCCUAUGUCAGGCCGAUAAUGGGCCUUAUGUUACUCUCUAAGGCUAUUGCAAGACACAGUAUUGGAUGAACCAUCCUCUGCUGGUAGCCUCUAGGAACUACAGGCUCUUUGAAACUAGAACAAUAUGAGUGUGGAUUUCUAAAAACAGUGUGUGACGUGACCUUCUCUUGUUGUUGGUAUGUAUUUUGCAUUGGGAGCAUUUCCUGAGGUCAUGAAAUUUCAUAUGAGUUUAUGCUGGAAGGUUUGACUUUAGUAAAGAAUUGAUAGAUGUUUUAAAG
Messenger RNA from Rhinichthys klamathensis goyatoka, 2568 nucleotides. RefSeq names its product protein O-linked mannose N-acetylglucosaminyltransferase 1 (beta 1,2-) (gene pomgnt1). Gene Ontology annotation, biological process: protein O-linked glycosylation via N-acetylgalactosamine. Bases 278 to 2239 code for a protein of 653 amino acids. The transcript is spliced from 22 exons. Lineage: Eukaryota; Metazoa; Chordata; Actinopteri; Cypriniformes; Leuciscidae. Gene Ontology annotation, molecular function: beta-1,3-galactosyl-O-glycosyl-glycoprotein beta-1,3-N-acetylglucosaminyltransferase activity. The record is from RefSeq and is a predicted model, not a curated record. Gene Ontology annotation, cellular component: Golgi membrane.